GGCGGGUUGGGCCGGGCGGGAAGCGUUAGGCGAUCGGCCCCUGGGGCGCGGGGGUCGAGCGGGCGGGGAGGGCCCUAAGGCGACCUCUGCCCGGAUGAGGAACAAAGCGGUGGGGCUGGCGCGCGCGCCCCCCGCGCGGCCGACAGGUCGAGCAGCCCCCCUCCCGAAGCUCCUGGAGGAGAAGCCACGGGGGUCCCCCGGCAUGUCCCAUCUCGCGGCGGGGUGCGUGGCCGCCGGCCCUCGGGAGAAGUUGGGCGGCCCCGGACGGCCCCGGGGACGAGUGGCCGCUUUUGUGCAGAGGUUAUAAGCAAGAUGCGGUAGCACGUGACCCUGGAACGCAAACCCUGAUGCCGGUUCCCCGCCACCCGUGUGCUUUUUCCUCUGACCCUUGGCCCCAAGCAGAUGCAUCACAGGAUGAAUGAAAUGAACCUGAGCCCAGUGGGGAUGGAGCAGCUGACUGCAUCCUCUGUGAGCAAUGCCUUGCCAGUCUCAGGGAGUCACCUGGGGUUGGCUGCCUCACCCACUCACAAUGCCAUCCCUGCCCCAGGCCUGCCAGUGGCAAUUCCAAACCUGGGUCCCUCCCUGAGCUCUCUGCCUUCUGCUUUGUCUCUGAUGCUCCCAAUGGGGAUCGGGGAUCGAGGCGUGAUGUGCGGGUUACCUGAAAGAAACUACACCCUACCUCCACCACCUUACCCCCACCUGGAGAGCAGUUACUUCCGAACCAUCCUACCUGGCAUUUUGUCGUAUUUAGCUGACAGGCCGCCGCCUCAGUACAUCCACCCCAACUCCAUCAACGUCGACGGUAACACAGCAUUAUCUAUCGCCAGUAACCCUUCAGCACUGGAUCCUUAUCAGCCCAGUGGAAACGUUGGACUGGAACCAGGCAUUGUUUCAAUAGACUCUCGCUCUGUGAACACUCAUGGUGCCCAGAGUCUCCAUCCCAGUGAUGGCCACGAGGUGGCCUUGGACACCACAAUCACUAUGGAGAGCGUCUCCCGGGUUACCAGCCCCAUCUCUACCGAUGGAAUGGCGGAGGAGCUUACAAUGGAUGGUGUUGCAGGCGAGCAUUCUCAGAUCCCAAAUGGCUCCAGAAGUCACGAACCUCUGUCGGUGGAUUCGGUGAGCAACAACCUUGCCGCAGACGCUGUGGGACACGGUGGUGUGAUACCUAUUCAUGGGAACGGCCUGGAGCUGCCUGUGGUCAUGGAGACGGACCACAUUGCAAGUCGGGUCAACGGGAUGUCUGACGGGGCCCUCAGUGACUCCAUCCACACCGUGGCCAUGAGCACCAACUCUGUAAGCGUGGCACUCUCUACCUCACACAACCUCGCCUCCCUAGAAUCGGUUUCCCUCCAUGAAGUUGGCCUAAGCCUAGAACCUGUGGCUGUGUCCUCCAUCACCCAGGAGGUUGCUAUGGGGACAGGUCAUGUAGAUGUAUCGUCAGACAGUCUUUCUUUUGUACCACCUUCGCUGCAAAUGGAAGACUCCAACUCAAACAAGGAAAAUAUGGCAACCCUGUUUACAACUUGGUGCACCCUCUGUGACCGAGCCUAUCCCUCAGACUGCCCUGACCACGGACCAGUGACUUUUGUUCCUGACACGCCAAUAGAGAGCAGAGCGAGACUUUCUCUCCCAAAGCAGCUUGUUCUCCGCCAGUCAAUUGUGGGAGCAGAAGUUGGCGUGUGGGCUGGAGAAACCAUUCCUGUGCGGACUUGCUUUGGGCCUCUUAUUGGCCAGCAGAGUCACUCCAUGGAGGUAGCAGAAUGGACAGACAAGGCAGUGAGCCAUAUCUGGAAGAUAUACCACAACGGUGUCCUAGAAUUCUGCAUCAUUACAACUGACGAAAAUGAAUGUAACUGGAUGAUGUUUGUGCGCAAAGCCAGGAACCGGGAAGAGCAGAAUUUGGUGGCUUAUCCCCAUGAUGGAAAAAUUUAUUUCUGCACCUCACAAGAUAUUCCUCCUGAAAACGAACUGCUUUUUUAUUACAGCCGGGAUUAUGCUCAGCAGAUUGGUGCUCCCGAACACCCAGAUGUACACCUGUGUAACUGCGGCAAGGAGUGCAGUUCUUACGCAGAGUUCAAGGCCCACCUGGCCAGCCACAUCCAUAACCAUGUGCCCAGCCAGGGCCACAGCGGCAGCCAUGGGUCCGGCCACAGCAAAGAAAGGAAGUGGAAGUGUUCCAUGUGCCCUCAGGCUUUCAUCUCUCCUUCCAAACUUCAUGUCCACUUCAUGGGCCACAUGGGGAUGAAGCCCCACAAGUGUGACUUCUGCAGUAAGGCUUUCAGUGAUCCCAGCAACCUGCGCACCCACCUCAAGAUACACACCGGUCAGAAGAACUACCGGUGUACUUUGUGUGACAAGUCUUUCACCCAGAAGGCUCACCUGGAGUCACACAUGGUUAUCCACACCGGCGAGAAGAACCUCAAGUGUGAUUACUGCGGCAAGUUGUUCAUGCGGAGGCAGGACCUGAAGCAGCACGUGCUCACCCACACGCAAGAACGCCAGAUCAAGUGUCCCAAGUGUCAUAAGCUGUUCUUGAGAACAAAUCACUUAAAGAAACAUCUCAAUUCACACGAAGGAAAACGGGAUUAUGUCUGUGAAAAAUGCACAAAGGCUUAUUUAACCAAAUAUCAUCUCACCCGUCACCUGAAAACCUGCAAAGGGCCCACCUCCAGUUCCUCAGCACAAGAGGAGGAAGAAGAGGAUGAGUCAGAAGAGGAAGAGCUGACAGACCCCCUGGGGACAGAAGACUGUCGGAUGAACAGUGCUGUGUAUUCAGCAGACGAGUCUCUCUCUGCACAUAAAUAAAAGCCAGCUGUUUUGGAUGGAAAAGGCAAAAGGGAAAAACACACGUAACCAGUUAUCCACUACAAUGGUUUUUCUAUAAAAUGGUUUCUGAUUUCCUUUCAGCCAACAGUCAAAACAGACUGAAUGGGAUGGAUAAAGCACUUACAGAGGGGCAUCCUAAAGAAAACACUUUAACACAAAUGGGGAACAAGGGCACAUGUCCUAUUUUUAAGUGAUGUGUCAGGAGAGGAGUGUCAACGUUUAAGGUCUGUUCUCUACAUGAUAAUCUGCCUGUUGCUUUACUGUCCGAGUCAAAGCUGCCCUCUAAGAUGAGAGAAGCUACCCAAACAAACCAGAUUUCCUUUAAAUUAUCCCAUCAUUCCCUUGUCCUGUGAUUUAGCAUCUGAACUUGGUCCCUGCCUCACAGUCGUCCCGGUUGCUGAUUGUUCUGGUGUUUUCUGUGCAGCUGUGACUUCCACUCAUCUCAGUGCAGAUCAGAACACGGCCGUGUAAGCUCCGUCCUUUGACCGCAGCUAACAAGUUUAAAGCACCACCUGCCUUAAUCUCUACUUGGGAGUUUAGGGUAGAUCUUGCUUCCCCAGAAUUUCCCAGGUGCCUCGGGGGCAGAUCAAACAGCAGCAGCCAGGCAAUGGGCAGUGAUGGAGAGAAGAAAAGGAGCGAUUCCCGGGCAGCUGUCCAAGAAACUAGCUUUGAUGGAAGCCAGGGUUUGGCCCCUGAUGGCGGUUCCUUAGAGAUCUUUGUAGGUUUAGACGUAUCUGUCUCCAGUAAAGCUUCCAGCCCCUAGACCAAGGGAAGCUGGAGGUGGAGAGUCAAAUAAUGCCUGCUGGGUCAUCUGACGACAAGCACACGUGCACUCAGCUGCUGGCAAAGGGGUACCUUGGCCCACGGAAGGGAGGAGGCAAUGACCCUUUAUAUCUGGCUUACCCUAUGAAAAGGAUCAAGACACUGUUAAAAUGCUGCCAAGUCAGAUGACAGAUGACUCCAAAUCCAUUGGUGCAUUUGCAAGGUUAGGCCUUCCUCGUCUGGUGGAGGACCUCAGCAGUUAAGCAUGGUGGAUGCCAAAGGAUUUGGAAAGUAGAAGGCUUACUGGUCACACGGGUGUGUUUGCAGGGUCCCGGCUUAGUUGCUUCCUCCCUCCCUCUGCUCUCACCUGGUGUCCCCCAUGCAUACCCUGCUCUCAGCAGGAAGCAGAUGCGACCUUAGGUUGACGGUUGAUAAUAUAAUCGUGCUCCUAUGCCGAAGCACGCCCUCCGGGCUGGAGAGCAAGGACUGCUGGGAAGGUUUUGCUGCUAAUGUAUUUAUGGAAUGAAUGUAUUUCAUUCAAAUCUGUAUUCCUCUAGGAAGGAUU
Molecule: messenger RNA, 4156 nt
Organism: Rhinolophus ferrumequinum (greater horseshoe bat)
Lineage: Eukaryota; Metazoa; Chordata; Mammalia; Chiroptera; Rhinolophidae
Gene: PRDM4
Product: PR/SET domain 4
Exons: 12
Coding region: 403-2808 (801 amino acids)
Biological process (GO): regulation of transcription by RNA polymerase II; transcription by RNA polymerase II; cell fate commitment
Cellular component (GO): nucleus; cytoplasm
Molecular function (GO): DNA-binding transcription factor activity, RNA polymerase II-specific; RNA polymerase II cis-regulatory region sequence-specific DNA binding; histone methyltransferase binding
Source: RefSeq, a predicted model, not a curated record